This is a messenger RNA of Aedes albopictus (Asian tiger mosquito), 1899 nucleotides long. RefSeq lists its product as uncharacterized. Gene Ontology annotation, cellular component: nucleus. Gene Ontology annotation, molecular function: DNA-binding transcription factor activity, RNA polymerase II-specific; RNA polymerase II cis-regulatory region sequence-specific DNA binding. Gene Ontology annotation, biological process: regulation of transcription by RNA polymerase II; muscle organ development; cell development. The transcript has 5 exons. The record is from RefSeq and is a predicted model, not a curated record. The coding region runs from base 395 to 1663 and encodes 422 amino acids. NCBI's taxonomy places the organism in Eukaryota, Metazoa, Arthropoda, Insecta, Diptera, Culicidae.
CAACGGAGCACGAUUAUCAUCAACAUCAUCAACAUCAUCACGGUUGUGAAGAUCGUGCGCUGGCUGACGCUGAUGAUGUUGAUGAUCGCCUCGGUGAAGAUCAAUUCGCCACACGCUGAGCGCCAAAGCCAGCGACCACUCUGCUCUCGGUGGUGGUCAUUCAUAGUUUGAACUCAUUAACGGAAGGUGGUAAUCUACGCGAAACGCGAGCACAGACUUUUGGCUUAGAAAAAGGACAUUUCUGUGAAGUGGAGGAAUUAGUUGUUUGCUGAUAUUUGUGUUUGGUGAUAGUUGGUGAUCAUCGAGGACAUUGGCGUGAAGAACAGCUUCAGACCUGUGACAAAAUUGAGGAAUAAAAAGUUGUCAACUAAUUUCCAGAAUAGUCUGAAUCGCUAUGGAAAAGUCAUCCCGCCCCGUGAGAAAUCGUAAAAGAAGUAGAAAAGUAUGGCCACCAGGCGACAUCCAUCGGCCGAUCAAGCGCCUCUUCACGCCGGAAAUCAAACGCAUGCUGAAGGAUUGGCUCGUUCGACGACGCGAGAAUCCCUAUCCCAACCGGGAGGAAAAGAAACAGCUGGCCUACGAAACCGGUCUGACCUAUACGCAGAUCUGCAACUGGUUUGCCAACUGGCGCCGGAAGCUCAAGAACUCCGGUAACGAUCCCAUCAAGAAAACCUGGGGCAACUUGAUCAAGAACUACAACACCAACGCCAAGGGCAACGUGGAGCAGUUCAGCAUCUGCUCGGAAGACAGCAUUUGGGGUGAAAAUGGGGACGGUUCGCAUAGCUCGCAAUCGCCACCGCCGGGUGGUUUUUCCAAGCGAUCGUAUCCAGCUUACAGUAAUGGACAUCACAGUAGCAAUAAUAACAAUAAUAGCAAAGCCUUCGUGAAUUACAUGAAGUACAUGGGAAGAAGGAACAGUGAAACUUCCGAUGAUGAAAGACCUGGUGCCUAUCCCGGUAAUAUGUUCAUGGAUCACUGUUAUACCCCCAAUAACUACAGCGCCGUGUUUGGGCUUCCCGGGCAGCCGCAAUGUUUCCAGGUAACAUCUACCACGGAAGAAUGCCAUCCAGAUUUUAAUUGCAACACCAACUCCAUCAUAGCUGCCAACUUUCCCAACGCGUAUCGGGCGCAAAAUGGCACCAUCUACCUCACGCCCAGCACUACCGUAUCUCCAUCGAUCAGCCACAGGAGUACGAGCAAAUACAAAAACAGCAUCAUGGAAAAGUACCUUCGAGACCUGGGAGAGGUCGACCCUGCAGACCAGGAACCUCCCAAUGGAGACUAUUUGAUGGCGCCAAACCCGUUCCAGAAACUGUCGGCACAAUCGCAACUCAAUAUAGCUCCCGUUGGCCAAAUGACCGGCUGUGAAGCACGUGGCCCUCCUUCGCUGUCGAAAUGGUUGGAAAGCACCGCUAAAUUCACACCUUCGAAAAACAACUACAUUGAUUGGGAUCAACCUGGAAGACCGUCCGGUUCGAAGAAACGAUAUCACUCAAGUUGCUACCAACCUUCGGAGCAGUCGCCACAGCCGCGUUCCUCCUCGCAGCCACCACAGGACACCGAAAGUUCCGGAGAGUUUGGAGUGCACCAAAAGGACGAGAUUGACGCGGCUGAAGCGUUGACGCGGUUAGCCAACAAUUUCCGGAUGAAGUUUUACACUUGAGACGCGGCGCGGGGCGAGUAGAUAUACAACAAACGGCUAUAGCAUUCCUGAACAAGCUUAGAGACAUUAUCAAUAGUUAUUUACGUUACAGUGUAUUAGCUUUAACAAUGCCACGCCUGCUGGAAUGAUGAAUUUGUAGAACCAAUUUAACGUACUUUUCGUGUGACUGAACUAGUUAAAUAUUGUAGAAGAGUAGAAUCAAAAUUAUAUGUACACAAAUAAAGCUAGAUGCAGAA